Messenger RNA from Drosophila obscura, 381 nucleotides. RefSeq names its product zinc finger SWIM domain-containing protein 6-like. The record is from RefSeq and is a predicted model, not a curated record. The transcript has a single exon. Gene Ontology annotation, biological process: defense response. NCBI's taxonomy places the organism in Eukaryota, Metazoa, Arthropoda, Insecta, Diptera, Drosophilidae. Bases 8 to 235 code for a protein of 75 amino acids.
UCCAACGAUGAAGUUCUUAGCUCUGUUCGCUUUCCUGCUCCUCGCUUUUAUCGCCGUCCAGGCUACCCCUGGUCAUGGUGGUGGUCCUAGUGCAGGUGCUGGGGGUGGUGGUGCCUCAGCCACUGCCAAUGCUAAUGCUCAGGCUGUGAGCUCAGGAAAUGGAGCCGCUUCUGCCACUGCCAACGCUGCUGCCACUUCCCAGGGCGGUGCCGAUGGCAGUAAAAGACGCGGUUAAAUUGAGAGCUUUCAAGGAUCGACAUGGAACAGACCUGGAUACGAAGCUACUGCAAAAAGUGGGCGCGUUCCGGGACGGGCCUCCACUGGUAAAGCAUUAUCGAAAUACGAGUAACAUUUGAAUAAAAAAUAUUUUUUGCGAAUCUA